AUGGCACUGCAGUCAGGUCACAUGAAUCAAGUUCACCUUUACAGCUCGCAAAGCUCUGAUUGUCCAACCUCAAAAGUUCAUCAAUCCGAUGGCAACACAAAAUAUAGUCCAAGAUUUCAAGUAAACAACAAAAUCCAUUACGAGUUCACGUCCCUAUGUUAUCAGCUUUUGAUCAUCCAGAGUUUACUGUUGGGAUUCGCUGAUUAA
Molecule: messenger RNA, 207 nt
Organism: Clunio marinus
Lineage: Eukaryota; Metazoa; Arthropoda; Insecta; Diptera; Chironomidae
Source: the annotation of a GenBank genome assembly